UUCUUUUGCCAUUCAAAUAAUCCAUUCCGAUUUGUGUAGCUAUGGUCGGUAGCGGCAGUCUUAGUCUGAAUAACACAAUAAAAUUAAUUCUCCGACUUCAAAUACAUUGAGUAAAUAGAAACAAAGUGAAGGUUGAUUACCUUUUUAUUUGAAUACCAUUAAAAUGUCUAGCGAAACGACUAACAAGAAUUUUUCCAAUUUGGAAACCCCUGGUUAUGUAGGGUUUGCCAACCUUCCUAACCAGGUGCACCGAAAGUCCGUGAAGAAGGGCUUUGAGUUCACUCUGAUGGUAGUUGGUGAGAGUGGACUAGGCAAGUCCACUCUAGUCAACUCUCUGUUUCUGACCGAUCUAUACCCUGAACGUGUUAUCCCUGAUGCUAUCGAGAAAACGAAUCAGACAGUGAAGCUGGAUGCUUCGACAGUGGAGAUUGAGGAACGUGGAGUGAAACUACGCCUCACUGUCGUUGAUACUCCGGGUUACGGUGACGCCAUUGAUAAUACAGAUUGUUUCCGGUCAAUAAUUCAAUACAUCGACGAGCAAUUCGAGCGGUUCCUGCGAGACGAGAGCGGUUUGAAUCGACGCAACAUUGUUGAUAACCGCAUUCAUUGCUGCUUCUACUUCAUAUCGCCGUUUGGACAUGGGUUGAAACCCCUCGACAUCGAGUUUAUGAAGCAAUUACACAACAAAGUGAACAUUGUGCCCGUUAUCGCCAAAGCCGACUGCCUCACCAAGAAGGAGGUCCAGAGGUUGAAGACCAGGGUAAUGGAGGAAAUUGAACGCGAGGGCAUCAAGAUCUACCCUCUGCCUGAUUGCGACAGCGAUGAAGACGAGGACUAUAAGGAACAGGUCCGUCAACUGAAAGCAGCGGUGCCGUUCGCGGUGUGUGGGGCGGGGCAACAGCUGGAGGUGCGCGGGCGCCGCGUGCGAGGCCGCCUCUAUCCUUGGGGGGUCGUCGAGGUCGAGAACCCCGAACACUGCGACUUCAUCAAGCUUAGGACUAUGCUUAUCACCCACAUGCAAGACUUGCAGGAGGUGACUCAGGAAGUUCACUACGAGAACUACAGGUCGGAACGUCUCGCCCGCAGCGGACAGGUGCCCAAGCGACACACAUCGACUGAAAGCGGUUUGAGUGAGGCUGAUUCAAAUGGUCUUACAAAUGGAUCCGAAGACCCUAGCGACCGUGAACGGGCGUUACGUGAAAAGGAGGCGGAGCUGCGCCGCAUGCAGGAGAUGUUGGAGCAGAUGCAGCGGCAGAUGAACCUGCAGGCUGCCAGCGGCGCCAGCACCACUACCACCGCAUAGUGCUUGCGUGCCGCACAGUUGGACAUUAGUACGGCUGUCCAGCUGCCAGCGACGUGUGACCUCGUCAACUCGAUACUUCGCGCCAUCCCCUACUGCGUCACUUCCAACUAGGUGUAACUGUCGUACAGCCUGUAACGUUCACACAAAUAUAUCGCUCGGAACUUAUGUUACGAGUUAAAAUUGUUAAAAAUUAAAAAUCGCCUAAAUAUACUAGUUUAGACUUAGUCGCUUUUCCCAUCACUAUACAGUGUCAUCUCGAAUAUUAAAGUCAUGUCAUAUUGAUAUUCGCUUAGCCUUUGUGAUCAAUAAAUCCGUCAUUAAUUAUUAAAAUAGUUUGUUAGCAAUACUCAUAAAAACCUUGUGUGACCGACGCCAUAUAUUUUUGUGAACAUUACAGAGUUAAGUAUUAUUUACUCGAAAUAUUAUUUUCCUUUCAUAUAUUAUAGGACGAUUAUAGAUAUAUCCAUAUCUAUAGACAAUAGAAUGUUUUAUCUCUCUAUACUAGUUGUAAGGUAAAUGCAAUAUUUAUACAGUGCAGGUAUAUAACGUUUUUGUUUAAGAAAGUGCACUACACUAAUCGAUUUGAAGUAGGCUACGAUUAAUCGACUAACGUAUAUUUGAGUAGUCGAUUGUACGCUGAAGAUGCACACGGAGCACUGCAGAAUCUCACAUUGCUGUCUGUGUUAGGGUGCACUUUAUCUAAUAAUUCUAAGACAAUAUGCUAUCGUUGAUAUAGAAUGAGGUGUUGCAAGCUUAAAGCACAAUAUGACAAAUCAUUGUUGCAAAAACUCUUGUAUUUUUCCUUUCCAUCUGUAGUGUGAUAUUUGUGAAUUGAAUUCAUCUACAUCAAUUAGUAGUUGUAUCUUGUCUCUAUAAAAUAAGAUGACUCACCCUAUCGAUAUAGUUGAAUUAUUGUUAAUGGUAACAAUAGGUUGUAAACAGCGGCCUCAUAAUGUUGAUCUGAUAUGCAUUUAUUAUUAUUGUUCUGUGCCAUUUCGUUCUAUAGCAUGAUAUCUAAUUUUAAUACGAAUUUCUGUCAAUUAAGUCACUACCUAUAUAUGGUCGAAUAUUUUAUUAUUACGAUUAUGUUGCAAUACCAGGAAAAAUUUUAGGUUUAUAUAUUUUUUCCUUAUUAAGAAGUGAAGACUUCGUCGAUUUUUUUUCUCAUGACAAAAGUAUUAUUUUACUUUUUUGACUGACAUUAUAUUUUAUUUGAGUAUUCCAUUUUUGUAUUUCCAAGUUACUCUUUAAUGUUAGGAGAUUAUAACACUGUCCUACUAGGUAUGCAUGAAAAUAUAUUAUUAUUUUUAAGGAAUUAUUGGAAUGAUUGUAUCGAAUUGAAGGCUGAAUUGCUAUUUGGGAUGUCUAAUUGAAUUGAAUUAUAAAAUCCUAACUUUAGUAGGUACUUAAAAUUCUUAGUAUCUUGUGUAAUUAGAAUUUAUUCCAGCGUUGGUGCAUUUAUUUUGUACUCUAAUGAUAUCUCUUUAUUGUAAACUAAUUGAUGAAUCGAAUAUAAAAUGUAAUAAAUUCUAGAAGUUAAAUUGGUGCCAAAGUUUCCAAAUGUUAAUAUCAAAGUCAUCUAACUUGAAAAGUAAUAGUUUCUGGAUUAUUUUAUUGUGAGUUAUUAACUAGGUACCCAUGUAUUUACUUUUAUGUAAAAGAAACUUCUAUGUAAUCAUAUUUUUAUAGUAAAUGUAAACGAAUCAUAA
Molecule: messenger RNA, 3012 nt
Organism: Spodoptera frugiperda (fall armyworm)
Lineage: Eukaryota; Metazoa; Arthropoda; Insecta; Lepidoptera; Noctuidae
Gene: Septin1
Product: septin-1
Exons: 11
Coding region: 164-1303 (379 amino acids)
Biological process (GO): cytoskeleton-dependent cytokinesis; regulation of exocytosis; cell division
Cellular component (GO): synaptic vesicle; cell division site; septin complex
Molecular function (GO): molecular adaptor activity; GTP binding; GTPase activity
Source: RefSeq, a predicted model, not a curated record